CCGGGUUACUAAUCAGCGCUGAAAGUUUGAAGAUCUCUGACACUGUCACCAAUUUUGUGACACAGACAAAUAUGGCGAACUACUGGAGGAAAUGGUUUGUUGGGGGACCGACGCGCAGGUGGCUGAGUCUCAUAUUCCUUACCGCAACGUUUCUAGUUCUACUGUACUUCACUCAGUACCCGAACUGGAUCAGCCAACUAAUGAUGAAAACGCGAUGGUCUACGGCAGAGUCUAUUGACGUGAAUCCGGCUGUAAUUGAGAAACCGGUGUUGAACACAACCAAACCGUUUUCUCCGGUGUUAAAAACAACCAAACCGUUCUCUGCUGCGGUCUAUAAGAGGCAGCUGAAAUUUUCCUUAGCUUCUGAGUCUGGCAGACAAUAUUCUGUAGGAGAUACGUUGCGCAUUGAGAUCUCUGCCAAAGAUUCACAAAAUAACAUAGUUACAAACAUUGGUGAUUUCUUUCGAGCUUCCAUUCUUACCAAACAUAAGAAAAGAAGAAAAAAGAAGGAAGGCGCAGUCGGUAUCACAACGGACCACCAGAACGGUACUUACACGGCGACGUUCCGACUGUUGUGGGAGGGGGGGGGUCACCAUCAAAAUCCAACUGGUCCACCCACGGCAGGCUAUCGAUGUUAUAGAAAGAACUAUCCGAAAACAUCCAAUUGAUUUGUCAUGUUCCGAAAACGUUAUAUAUUAGAGAAUAAUGCCUACAUCGACACCAAGUGUAACGUAGACCCUGCCAUCUUCAAGAACACCAGUGCAGUUUGUAACUACUCGGACCCGCAUGCAGGCGCCUGGUGGUAUUGUGAGAAAGCCGCCAACAUUUCUUGUAAUACACCAGGAUACCAUGGCACUGACAAUGGCAGACGUAACCGGUACAAGAACUUGAAAGGUGGAAAACUGUUUCGCAGGGGCAACAAUGCAAUGAAGAAGUCGAUUUCUGGAUCUCCAUCUAAACUUUAUGUUAGAAAAGGGCAAGAUCCUUUGGCCAAUCGCACACGGUGUGUCCGGGGACUGUCCACUCCACAGAUAUCUGGGUUCUAUCUGAUUGGCGUUUGGAACUCUCUCGUCUGUAAGAACAGACAUUUCUCCAGCCAGGCCGGCUGGCAGCAAUGUCUGAAGGGGAAAACUCUGCAUUUCAUGGGCGACUCUACCAUACGGCAGUGGUGGGAACAUUUGGUCAGAAUCUUGAAAAUGAAAAAAACACAUAUUCCUUGGGCCAUACACAAAACUGGGCCAUUGCUCGCCCGAGAUCCUGUUAAUAACAUAACGUUAAACUAUCGUUCACACGGACCGCCACGUAAUUGUCCUUUUACUCGGACAUUUCUCCUCAGGUACGUCGCUAACACCAUCGAUGAAAUUGAGGGAGGACCGAACGAUGUGGUUGGUAUCACCAUGUGGGCACAUUUCACCUCGUACCCUGUGGAGGUCUACAGGAAAAGAAUGGAAGCCGUCCGUGCUGCCAUAGAACGUUUACUACACAGGAGUCCUGAAACUCUGGUGGUCAUUAAGUCGGCAAACACGGGCAGGGGCAAUGAGCUGAAAUCUGGGGAUUGGUUGGCACACAAGCUGGACUUGAUAAUGAGAGAAAUGUUCCGCGGGAUGAACGUUGUUCUUGUAGAUGUUUGGGAAAUGACCAAUGCACAGACCUGGCACAGGGACAACACUCACCCAGCGCCUGACAUAAUUGUACAAGAACUAGAGUUCCUUUGUUCUUUUAUAUGUCCUUUGUGAACCCGGACUUCAAAAGAACGCUUAUCAAUAUUGCAACAACAAAAAAACACGAAAAGAAAGAUCUUAAACACUAUUUAGAAGUACGUUUUCGGAGCUUUUUGAAAUGGUGGCCAAACAGCCAACCACACAACCAACGUAACCAAUCAGCCGGCUGGCCCCCAGGGUAGACGAUCGCUUGCAGGAUGAAAGUUGUACAUAGUGAUGUGGUGUAUGACAUGCGCAGAGCAUGUGUCCUCGAGUUUACUUGAUUUUGACGAAGGAAGAUGUGUUCAAAUAUCUCAUGUCAUCAUCUGACCACGAUAUACUGGAAAAUUUCUAUAAGUUCAUCUACAAAUGUUUUAGGAAGAGAGAAGGUGCAUGUAAACUAUAGUA
Messenger RNA from Branchiostoma floridae (Florida lancelet), 2108 nucleotides. RefSeq names its product NXPE family member 3-like. Lineage: Eukaryota; Metazoa; Chordata; Leptocardii; Amphioxiformes; Branchiostomatidae. The record is from RefSeq and is a predicted model, not a curated record.